Molecule: messenger RNA, 938 nt
Organism: Triticum dicoccoides
Lineage: Eukaryota; Viridiplantae; Streptophyta; Magnoliopsida; Poales; Poaceae
Exons: 2
Coding region: 113-631 (172 amino acids)
Source: RefSeq, a predicted model, not a curated record
CUUCCGCUUGCGCGCUCUUUCCCCGCCCGCACCUCCGACAUGGUUUCAUGGCCGCCGCCUGGCCCGCCUAUGGAAACCGGCACCAUCACGCGGCCAAAUCUUUGACGCCACCAUGCAUGGUCAAGGGGCAGGAAGCAGGUUAACACGACUAAAUUCAUUGCCGCGGGAGCUGCCAAGGGCGGCGGAUCAUCGUCUUCGGCGCCAGGGGCCAGCGACGGUCACGCACGACGACGUGUCUGCGAUGGCGGAUGGCGGUCAAGCCAGCGGGAUGGGAGACGACGAGCAGCAGAAACAGUCUUGCUCCGUCGGGCAUCGGCGCGCACCGGCCAUAGGUGACCAACACCUGCUCGAGGGAGGACGCAGCCCCGCCCCCAAGCACUUCAUUCGGAAGAAACGGCAACCAUGGCCGAUGCCAAAGCUCGCCAGAGCAACAUCGUCCUCCAGAGGUUCCUCUCGUUCGUCUAUGGCCCAUGGCUCCUCGGCUUCGGAUUGGGUAAGGGAUGUCAGGGCGGAGGACGCUUGUCAACCCAAGCGCAUGCACGGUGUCGAGAUCUUCAGGACCAGGGACGCGAGCCACGCCCGCGCUCAGCCGCCUUGGAGCCUCGUGCGGCGCAUCAUCGUUAUCAGCUGAGGCGCCUGGACAUCCCGCGGGAGGAUCUACGACCUCCUCGUCGUUCUUGCGCUUCUCUGGUGCUCAACGUAUUGUCAUGCGUGAUGUUUUACAUCAUCGGCAGAAAAGCGAGUCUGGUCCGUCCGGAGAGAAGCAGGACAGGGUGAGCAUUUUUCAGGUCUGUAGGUUUACAUGGGUUCUGAUCUGAUGGUUCCAUUUUUUCAUGCUAUUUAUUUUCUUCACUAACAGUUAGUGAUCUGAAUGUUUCGGGAUUCAGCAAAAGGCCUUGGAAUUCCUUAUCUGUAUACUACUUCGUUUUCGUUCGACC